CACCUCUUCCUCCCUCAAAUCUGACGCCGACGCCGUCGAUUCUCUGCGAGGCCGAGGAGAUCUGAGAUUUAAUCAAGGUAUAUACACGAUGCUUCCCGGACCGGAUAAUGAUGAAGUCCUUUAUGAUCAGUCACGCCACCGUUCGGAGAGCAUAUCAUUGACAUCGAGAGGACAAGAGCUGGUUAUGAUUGAUCAUAGCCUUGGACAUACGCGCUGGCCACUUGAUGAUCCUCGCAUCAUUGCCCUAGUAUCCCAAGCCGGUUUUCUUACUUGCUCAAAAUUGAAAUGGAUGAAGCUCGAUUGGGCACUGCUUAACGCGUUGAUGGAUAGAUGGAGGCCGGAGACUAAUACUUUCCAUCUACGUGUCGGCGAGACAACUAUUACUCUCCAGGAUGUAGCAGUGAUCCUAGGUCUACGCAUUGAUGGCCCUUGUAUCACGGGGACUGAUAGACAUGUUUGGCGAAGAGUAUGUGAUAAUUUGUUAGGAAUAUCUCCGGAGUCAUUGCCUGGAGGGUAUAUUAGAUUGAAGUGGCUUAAGGAGAGUUUUGGAAACCCGUUGCCACAAGAUGCAUCUGAAGUGAUGAUCCAACAGCAUGCGAGAGCAUAUAUUAUGCACAUGAUCGGGACACUUCUUUUUCCCGAUUCAAGUAAACAUAAAGUCCAUUUGAGGUGGUUACCACUUAUCGAAGACUUCGACAUGUGCGGGACAUUAUCCUGGGGUAGUGCUGUUUUAGCAUACCUAUAUCGAGAAAUGUCAAAGGUUGCUUUAAUGCAAAAUAAGGAGCUCAAGGGUUGUUUAACAUUGCUACAAGUUUGGGCAUGGGAAAGAUUGGUUUUGAAACCACGAUUAUGCGAGAUCCGAGAGUUAGAUGGACAUAUUCCACUAGGCUGCAGAUGGAAUGUCACAAAAGCUUAUGAUGAGACCCCGGCUAGGCAAUUAGACUUUUACAGAGGGGAGCUCGACCGGAUGAAAAUUUUUCAGUUCGAGUGGCAGCCAUACACCCCUCACCUACCUCGUCUACCGCUGAUUUGUAUGGAGGGCCACGGCAUAUGGAGGGCCAGAGUUCCUCUCGUUUGUUUCGAGAUUGUGGAGAUGCACGUACCCGAUCGUGUGUUUAGACAUCAUACAUAG
Asparagus officinalis (garden asparagus) is the source of this 1132-nucleotide messenger RNA. RefSeq names its product serine/threonine-protein phosphatase 7 long form homolog. The transcript has 7 exons. The record is from RefSeq and is a predicted model, not a curated record. The coding region runs from base 89 to 1132 and encodes 347 amino acids. Lineage: Eukaryota; Viridiplantae; Streptophyta; Magnoliopsida; Asparagales; Asparagaceae. Gene Ontology annotation, biological process: meristem development; meristem maintenance.